Molecule: messenger RNA, 735 nt
Organism: Aspergillus heteromorphus CBS 117.55
Lineage: Eukaryota; Fungi; Ascomycota; Eurotiomycetes; Eurotiales; Aspergillaceae
Product: DUF2406 domain-containing protein
Exons: 3
Coding region: 198-509 (103 amino acids)
Source: RefSeq, a predicted model, not a curated record
UUUAAGUCCUUUUCUCGCCUUGAAUUCGGGCGUGUUUCUGGUUGUCCCGUCACUCUGCCUUUUAGCUCCCUCCAUACUAGUCUAUCUACCUACUACUACCAUCCUCGCUCCACCCGCCGCCCGGCCCUCCAUCACCUUAUAUUCCACCCACGGUUCCUCGCCUUCUCCCCCAGAUUCACCACCACACACAAGCAACCAUGUCUGCUCCCAUGGCCGCCCCCAUGCCCCCCCAGGACCGCCCUGAUACCGGCCACUCUGCCGGCAAGAGCUCGCUGUCCAGCAAGUCGGACCCGAACCAAGCCCUUCGGGGCGAGGAAGCCAUUAACAGCGUGGGUGGCUCGACUAACGGCUUCUCCCUACGCUCGAUGCAGCAUCGCGACCGCGAAGGCAAAGUGAUCACCGAACCCGACCUGUCGAACCCAACCCGAUACCGAUUCGAGCGGCCCUUGGACACCAUCCGGUCGUUCGAGGCGGCCAUCGAGCGCCGUCGGCGAGAGAACGCCAUGUAAGGCAUGUGCUGUGCAUGCCAUGCGACCGUGUAUGAUUGUUUUAUUUGUUUCUGGGAUUCUUGGGCGCUGGACGACUUAUGGAUAUGGAAACGCAUCUGGAUCUGGAUUGGGAUACGAUACGGGGAGGGGUCCUUGUUUGGGUUUGAUUGAUUGAGCGUGUAUGUACAUUAUUGUCUAUGACCUCACUGGGUAUGCUUCUGGAAUGCCACUACUCAGAAAUUGUCUA